Molecule: messenger RNA, 562 nt
Organism: Dentiscutata heterogama
Lineage: Eukaryota; Fungi; Glomeromycota; Glomeromycetes; Diversisporales; Gigasporaceae
Source: the annotation of a GenBank genome assembly
AUGUGUAUUAGACCUUGUAAAGAUGAUAAAUAUUGGUGUACAAGAUGUUCAGAAAGAAAGCCAAAAAUAAUCUUUAAAAAAUUUAACGGAGAAGAUGAAAGAAUUGUAGAUAUUCAGUAUAUUGCUGAUGGAGGAUUUUCAUCUGUUUGUACUGCAAAAUGGCUUGAUGGCUAUCCCCGUGAACAAAUUGGAUUAAGAUCUCGAAAGGGACUAGUUACUGUAGCACUUAAAAUAUUUAAGGAUGGUUAUGUGGGACUUUCAGCUGAUGAGCCACCAUUUAAUAACAUACAACAUGAUGCUCUUUUAAUUUUAAGUAUAUGCGGGAGAUAUCACCCAGAUAUCAUUAAUAACACCCGACAUACUUGUCCAUACUUGGAAUCUGUAGAAAUGGUUAAGGCGAUGAUUCAAGAAAAAUGUAUUGCGAGUACUCCCAAACGUAAUUUGACAAAGAAACAUUCUAAUACUGCCUAUGCGAGAAAAUUUAUAUCAAUAAUUAUAAACAAUGAAAAUUCAGAUAUUAAAUAUAUUUAUUAUUCACGAAGAUUUAGCAUUUGUGAAUUCA